This is a messenger RNA of Loxodonta africana (African savanna elephant), 5947 nucleotides long. RefSeq names its product bromodomain adjacent to zinc finger domain 1B (gene BAZ1B). The record is from RefSeq and is a predicted model, not a curated record. Gene Ontology annotation, cellular component: WICH complex. Gene Ontology annotation, molecular function: histone H2AXY142 kinase activity; histone binding. Gene Ontology annotation, biological process: chromatin remodeling; DNA damage response. The transcript has 19 exons. Lineage: Eukaryota; Metazoa; Chordata; Mammalia; Proboscidea; Elephantidae. The coding region runs from base 28 to 4458 and encodes 1476 amino acids.
GAGCGCGACGAGGGCGCCGCCGCCGCCAUGGCGCCGCUGCUGGGCCGCAAGCCGUUCCCGCUGGUGAAGCCGCUUCCCGGAGAGGAGCCGCUCUUCACCAUCGCGCACACGCAGGAGGCCUUCCGCACCCGGGAAGAGUAUGAAGCCCGCUUGGAAAGGUACAGUGAGCGCAUUUGGACGUGUAAGAGCACCGGAAGCAGCCAGCUAACACACAAGGAGGCCUGGGAGGAGGAACAGGAAGUUGCUGAACUGCUGAAGGAGGAGUUCCCUGCCUGGUAUGAGAAGCUUGUUCUGGAAAUGGUUCACCAUAAUACAGCCUCCUUAGAGAAGCUAGUAGACAGUGCUUGGUUGGAGAUCAUGACCAAAUACGCUGUGGGAGAAGAGUGUGACUUUGAGGUUAGGAAGGAAAAAAUGCUCAAGGUGAAGGUCGUGAAGAUUCACCCUUUGGAGGCCGCUGAGGGGAAGUCUGCUGGUGCCUGUGAUUCUCCAUCGAGUGACAAAGAGAAUUCCAGUCAAAUUGCUCACGACCAUCAGAAGAAGGAAGCAGCUCUAAAAGAGGAUGAAGGAAGGAGAGAAAGUAUGAAUGACAGGGCACGUAGAUCUCCACGAAAACUCCCUACUUCACUAAAAAAAGGAGAGAAAAAGUGGGCUCCUCCAAAAUUUCUUCCUCACAAAUAUGAUGUGAAACUACAAAAUGAAGAUAAGAUCGUCAGCAAUGUGCCAGCAGACAGCUUGAUUCGUACAGAGCGUCCACCAAAUAAGGAGAUACUGCGAUACUUCAUACGGCAUAACGCCUUGCGGGCUGGUACUGGUGAAAAUGCACCUUGGGUGGUGGAAGACGACUUGGUGAAGAAAUAUUCCCUGCCUAGCAAGUUCAGUGACUUUUUACUGGAUCCCUACAAGUACAUGACUCUCAACCCUUCUACUAAGAGGAAGAAUACUGGAUCUCCAGACAGGAAGCCCUCAAAGAAACCCAAGAUUGACAGCACUUCUCUCAGUUCACCACUAAAUCCUAAGUUAUGGUGCCACGUGCACUUGAAGAAACCCUUGAGUGGCUCCCCACUCAAAGUGAAGAACUCAAAGAAUUCCAGAUCUCCGGAAGAGCAUCUGGAGGAGAUGAUGAAGAUGAUGUCACCCAACAAACUACAUACUAACUUCCACAUUCCUAAGAAAGGCCCAACUGCCAAGAAACCAGGGAAGCACAAUGACAAACCUUUGAAGGCCAAGGGCAGGAGCAAAGGUAUCCUGAAUGGACAGAAAUCCACAGGGAAUUCUAAAUCUCCCAAAAAGGGCUUGAAGACUCCUAAAACCAAAAUGAAGCAAAUGACUUUGUUGGACAUGGCCAAAGGCACUCAGAAGAUGACACGAGCCCCGCGGAAUUCUGCGGGUACACCCAGGUCUUCUAGUAAACCUCAUAAACAUCUGCCUCCGGCUGCCCUACACCUCAUUGCCUACUACAAAGAAAACAAAGACAGGGAGGACAAGAAGAGUGCCCUGUCUUGUGUUAUCUCCAAAACAGCUCGUCUUCUCUCCAAUGAAGAUAGAGCUCGUCUCCCAGAAGAAUUGCGAAGUAUCGUUCAAAAACGCUAUGAACUUCUAGAACACAAAAAGAAGUGGGCCUCUAUGUCUGAAGAGCAACGCAAAGAAUAUUUGAAAAAGAAACGAGAGGAGCUGAAAGAAAAGCUGAAGGAGAAAGCCAAGGAGCGAAGAGAGAAAGAAAUGCUUGAGAGGCUAGAAAAGCAGAAGCGGUUUGAGGACCAGGAGUUGACUGGCAAAAACCUUCCAGCAUUCAGACUGGUGGAUACCCCUGAAGGGCUGCCCAACACACUCUUUGGGGAUGUCGCCAUGGUGGUGGAAUUCUUGAGCUGCUAUUCUGGGCUACUCUUACCAGAUGCCCAGUACCCUAUUACUGCUGUGUCCCUGAUGGAGGCCCUGAGUGCAGAUAAGGGUGGCUUUUUAUAUUUGAAUAGAGUGUUGGUCAUCCUCUUACAGACCUUAUUGCAAGAUGAAAUAGCAGAAGACUAUGGUGAACUGGGAAUGAAGCUGUCAGAAAUCCCUCUGACUCUGCACUCUGUUUCAGAGCUGGUGCGACUUUGCUUGCGCAAAUCUGACGUUCAGGAGGAAAGUGAGGGCUCAGACACAGACGACAAUAAAGACUCGGCGUCGUUUGAGGACAAUGAGGUACAAGACGAGUUCCUAGAGAAGCUGGAGACUUCCGAAUUUUUUGAGCUAACAUCAGAGGAAAAGCUGCAGAUCUUGACAGCACUCUGCCACCGGAUUCUCAUGACGUAUUCAGUGCAAGACCACAUGGAAACCAGACAGCAGAUGUCUGCAGAGCUGUGGAAGGAACGGCUUGCCGUGUUGAAGGAAGAAAAUGAUAAGAAGAGAGCAGAGAAACAGAAACGGAAAGAACUGGAAGCCAGAAAUAAAGAAAAUGGAAAAGAGGAGAAUGGGUUAGGCAAAACCGAUAGGAAAAAAGAAAUUGUCAAAUUUGAACCCCAAGUAGAUAUGGAAGCCGAAGACAUGAUUAGUGCUGUGAAGAGCAGACGGCUGCUUGCCAUUCAGGCUAAGAAGGAACGGGAAAUCCAGGAAAGAGAAAUGAAAGUGAAGUUAGAACGUGAAGCUGAAGAAGAACGAAUACGGAAGCACAAAGCAGCUGCUGAGAAGGCUUUCCAGGAAGGAAUCGCCAAAGCAAAACUGGUCAUGCGUCGGACUCCCAUCGGAACAGAUCGGAACCAUAAUAGGUACUGGCUGUUCUCAGAUGAAGUUCCAGGAUUGUUCGUUGAAAAGGGCUGGGUCCAUGACAGCAUCGACUACCGAUUCAGCUGCCGCCGCAGAGACCGCGCGGAUUCUCCUGAAGAGGACUCCUGUCCCCGCAGUAAGAAAGCAAACAUAGGCAAAAAUACAAGUAUGAACACACAACAUGGACCAGCGUCAGAAGUUGCCGUGGAGACCACUGUACCCAAACAAGGACAGAAUCUAUGGUUUUUAUGUGAUAGUCAGAAGGAACUGGAUGAGUUGCUAAACUGCCUCCACCCUCAGGGAAUAAGAGAAAGUCAGCUCAAAGAGAGAUUAGAGAAAAGGUACCAGGACAUUAUCCACUCUAUUCAUCUGGCCCGGAAGCCAAAUUUGGGUCUGAAAUCCUGCGAUGGCAAUCAGGAGCUCUUAAACUUUCUUAGAAGUGAUCUCAUUGAAGUUGCUACAAGGUUACAAAAGGGGGGACUUGGAUAUGUGGAAGAAACAUCAGAAUUUGAAGCUCGGGUGAUUUCAUUAGAAAAACUGAAGGAUUUUGGUGAGUGUGUGAUUGCCCUUCAGGCCAGUGUCAUAAAGAAAUUUCUCCAAGGCUUCAUGGCUCCGAAGCAAAAGAGAAGAAAACUCCAAAACGAAGAUUCAGCCAAGACCGAGGAGGUGGAUGAAGAGAGAAAAAUGGCAGAGGAAGCAAAGGUGGCAUCUGCACUAGAAAAAUGGAAGACAGCAAUCCGUGAAGCUCAGACUUUUUCCAGAAUGCAUGUUCUGCUCGGGAUGCUUGAUGCCUGUAUCAAGUGGGACAUGUCAGCAGAAAAUGCUAGAUGCAAAGUUUGUCGAAAGAAAGGUGAGGAUGACAAACUGAUCUUGUGUGAUGAGUGUAAUAAAGCCUUCCACCUGUUUUGUCUGAGGCCGGCCCUGUACGAAGUACCAGAUGGUGAGUGGCAGUGCCCAGCUUGCCAGCCUGCUACCGCCAGGCGCAACUCCCGUGGCAGGAAUUACACUGAAGAGUCUGCCUCUGAGGACAGUGAAGACGAUGGGAGUGAUUCAGAGGAAGAAGAGGAGGAGGAAGAGGAAGAAGAUUAUGAGGUCGCGGGGUUGCGAUUGAGACCUAGAAGGACUGUUCGGGGCAAGCAGGGUGUCAUCCCCUCUGUGGCAAGGCCUGGUCGAAGACCAGGGAAGAAGCCACAUCUUACCAGGAGCUCUCAGCCAAAGGCACCACCAGUGGAUGACACCGAGGUCGAUGAGCUGGUGCUUCAAACCAAGCGGAGCUCCCGGAGGCAAAGCCUGGAGCUACAGAAAUGUGAAGAGAUCCUCCAAAAGAUUGUGAAGUACCGCUUCAGCUGGCCUUUCAGGGAGCCUGUGACUAGAGAUGAGGCUGAAGACUACUACGAUGUGAUCGCCCACCCCAUGGACUUUCAGACGAUGCAAAACAAAUGUUCCUGUGCGAGCUACCGCUCUGUGCAGGAGUUUCUCACCGACAUGAAGCAAGUGUUUACCAAUGCUGAGCUUUACAACUGCCGUGGCAGCCAUGUGCUAACCUGCAUGGUGAAGACGGAACAGUGUCUGGUGGCUCUGUUGCAUAAACACCUUCCUGGCCACCCAUAUGUCCGCAGGAAACGCAAGAAGUUUCCCGACCAGCUUCCUGAAGAUGAAGGGGACAGCGAGCCAGAACCUGUUGGACAGUCCAGGGGACGAAGACAGAAGAAAUAGGCAGACCCUGGUAAGGGAGCCGAGGCUGAGGGACUGGAGCGGGAGAAGGGCAAGGGAGAGUCAGAGAGGCGAGAGACGAAGACUGCAAACAACUUAAACAGGAGGAGAUCCCAGGGAGCCCAGAAAUGCCUGUCAUCUCAGCGUGUGCUGCUUCUCUAGAACCCGCUCAGGGCUUUCCUCAAGUAAAGUUCUUUGGGGCACUGGUUGGUGGUCUCUGCCAGGAAAGACUGGGCGGAAGAGGGGCUGUAGCUCUCUCAGAGUUUCCAGGAAAAUACUAGGCUUUUCCUGGGAGCCCAGUUCCUUUUCCUUUCUUCUUUCCGAAGGCCCUCCCACUUUGGCUACCAGGACAAGCCCCUCUGGCCUCCAGGGGCAGGAUUACUGUGUUACAUAGAAGGAUCAAGGGUAAUCAGGCCAAUUGAUGAUGGUGAUUUUUUUCUUUAAAUCUGUAUUUAUGUACAAUCUUGUCUCUUUAAGCCCAUACUGUCUCUUCCUCCUCUCCCUCUCAGGUGACGGUAUCAGUGAGUGCCAUACAGAGUUCUGUAUUCACCAGCAUCAUGAAACAGUUGUAGUCUUUUGAGCUGAUCUUGGCAGAGUGAAGGGUUGUUUUCCGGAGCCAUUCCUGAACACCCCUCCCCUUCUUUGUGACAACCUUCUCUCCACCCCUACUUCACCCCACCCCCUCCAAAAAAACGACGGCACUUCACUUAGAGACUGGAGUCCUGCUUAUAAUCAUGCCUAUAACCUUUACCUUGGAUGGAUCUGGCCAGAGGGGUGUUGGAGCCCAGCCCGCCCACAUACCAGACAUGUUCUGGGGGGGGAGAAGAAAAGCAGGAAGCAUUGAAAUGUUUAAUUUUUUUAAAUCGAGUUUUCUAGUUGUUGCGAGUUGCUUGUUUGAGCAGUGACGUUGUAUAAAGAACAUCUUGUAAAAUACUUGUCCGCUUGCUUCGGCACAUGUACAGUACAGUUUAUAUGACAAUGUGUUUGCUUUACUUUUCCCCGUCUCCUCCCUCAGUCCACCCUCUUGCCUUUGAAGAAGUUGGCUUGGAGGCUCACGAAGGCGGAGUAGGGUCUGGUUGGGGGAGAGGAAGUCCCCUUUUCCUGCCGUGGUGGCUGUUUCAGCCUCUCCCCUCCACAGCCUCCUCCCAUACCCAUUCUGGCUUCAGACUUGGAACUCUGUGAGAACCUGAACAUUUCAGUGGUCACUGUCAGUGGGGUGGUGGAGGGAGCAAAGGAGAAGCUCACGGAGCCCCUUCCCACAACAAGUCUAGCCACUAGUUGUUAUGUUUAGGUAAAACUUUGUAGUUUUCUUUCCCUUUUAUGGCAGAUUUUGAUAAAAACACAAAACAGGGUUUAAUCUUCUUUUCUAUCAACUUUGAAUUCAGAAUAUCUGAGCACCCAAGCUCUUCUGUAACUAUUUAAAUUAAAGGAAAAGAAGUCCACCAAGGGAUUGUAACUCAUAGAAUUUGAAAAUAAAGCCUCUAAUGUUAAA